CCUGGAUAGCUCAGCCGGGAGAGCAUCAGACUUUUAAUCUGAGGGUCUAGGGUUCGAGCCCCUGUUCAGGCGGGAGGCCCCACUCCCUUUCUUAGCGCCGCCUCUGCCGGGGAGGCGCUCGGGCGAGCCUGGGGUCCCAGGGCCCGCAGGCCAUGGCUGGGCCGCGUCUGGGCCCCCGCUUCCAGCGGCCUUUCCUGGCGGCCCGGCAGCUCUGCACCUUCCCCUGGCCGGAACUUGAGCAGAACCUACGGACCUCGGCGGAUUCCUCCCUGCUCCGGGACAUCCUGCACGCGACCGUUCUCCACCCUUUGUGUGUGAAAUACCCUCCUUCAGCUAAGUACAGAAGAUGCUUCCUAACUGAACUCAUCAAAAAGCACGAAUCCACGGCAGCUGAGCCCCUGGAUGAAUUGUACGAUACACUAGCAGAUGUUUUAAAUGAGGAAGAAUCUACUCACUGUUACAAAAACUACUUACUGCCCACAGGAGAUUGCGUUACCCUUUCUGAGAGUGUGGCAAUUAUCUCUGGAGGGACCACAGGGCUCAUCACGUGGGAUGCCGCUCUUUAUCUUGCUGAAUGGGCAAUAGAGAACUCUGCAGUUUUUAGUAACAGGACAGUCUUGGAAUUAGGAAGUGGGAUUGGCUUCACUGGAAUUGCCAUCUGUAAAACCUGCAAUCCCAAGACAUACAUAUUUAGUGACUACCACCACUGUGUUCUCAAACAGCUGACAGAAAAUAUCCUUUUGAAUGGCUUUGUCUUGGAGCCUGAAACUACCCAGCACGUCCAAACACAGACCCGAGGCCAGGAGGCAGAAGCAACAAAUUCCCAAAAACCCAAAUUAAUUGUUGCAGAACUUGACUGGGGCUCAGUUACAGAAAAGCAGCUGUUGGACCUUCAACCCGACGUCAUCAUUGCAGCAGAUGUGGUAUAUGAUCCAGAGAUAAUUUUAGCCCUUAUUGGUAUGCUACAAAAACUCUCCACUUUGAGAGCAGAUAGAAAACCUCCCGAGGUCUACGUUGCUUUCACAAUUCGUAAUCCAGACACGUAUCACCUGUUCCAGGCUGAACUUGCUAAAGUUGGCAUUGGAUGGCAGAUUAUUCCAGCCCACAGCAACAGUAUUUUUCUCUGUGAUGUGCAGCCAAACGUAACUAUUCUACAGCUAUUUAUAUAGACUUGGAAAAUACGACAUAACUAAAUUUUCAGACCAACAGGAGCCAUCCCAUCCUUGUAACAAGAUUAUCUUGAAGUCUGGAAACGUACGUGAGAGGCACUGAGGAUGUAACUAUGAACAGACUGUUGUCAAAGUGAGUUAUGUUUCUUCCUGUAAUUGUCAGCAUGUGUGCAAGCAAGCUGCCGCCGCUGAAAAGUAUCUGUGAACCUUAACACAAGAGAAAAAAACCCAACCCUAAUCAUACUGCACCUUGAUUCUGUAGAAGACAACAGAAUUGAACUAUUUUUUUAAAAUGGUUUGAUUUGUAAAUAACAGAGGCACAUCUGCAGGACCACAGGAUGUGUAUCUUACACCAACAAGGGAGGAAAACAAUGUUUCAUAGUAAUAAAUAUUUUUUAAUAUUAAAACCA
This is a messenger RNA of Falco peregrinus (peregrine falcon), 1579 nucleotides long. It is a transcript of the gene EEF2KMT, whose product is annotated as eukaryotic elongation factor 2 lysine methyltransferase. The transcript has 8 exons. NCBI's taxonomy places the organism in Eukaryota, Metazoa, Chordata, Aves, Falconiformes, Falconidae. The record is from RefSeq and is a predicted model, not a curated record. The coding region runs from base 153 to 1169 and encodes 338 amino acids.